Molecule: messenger RNA, 444 nt
Organism: Rotaria sp. Silwood1
Lineage: Eukaryota; Metazoa; Rotifera; Eurotatoria; Philodinida; Philodinidae
Source: the annotation of a GenBank genome assembly
AUGGAAACCGAUUUACAUCGAUGGAAAAACCAACUUAUUCAACUAACUGAUGAACUUAAUAAACCAUCAAAUAUUACGAUCCGAGAAGAUUCAAAAUCACUCAUAAAAAGAAUUUAUAUUGAUAUAUCAAAUAGAGCAAUAGAAAGGAUUGACGUUGCUGGUGGUCAAGGAAAUGCUCUAGCUCAAUCCUCUCGUCCUCGUGGAGUACUUGUUGAUCAGUUUGAUACUGUUUAUGUGGCAGAUUGUGACAACAAUCGAGUAAUGCGUUGGUCUAAAGACACUAAACAAGGUACUGUUCCUGUUAGUGGAAAUAAUCAGGACGAGCAAUUAAACCAAUUCUAUUUUCCUCAAGAUUUAUCAUUUGAUCGACAUAGCAAUCUUUAUAUUGUUGAUUAUGCCAAUGCUCGAAUACAACGAUUUAAUAUUGGUUCAAGUUCCAGUUAG